This is a messenger RNA of Chrysoperla carnea, 2877 nucleotides long. RefSeq lists its product as uncharacterized. NCBI's taxonomy places the organism in Eukaryota, Metazoa, Arthropoda, Insecta, Neuroptera, Chrysopidae. The transcript has 4 exons. Bases 1 to 2877 code for a protein of 958 amino acids. The record is from RefSeq and is a predicted model, not a curated record.
AUGGCAACUGAACAACAAUUGAGAGUUUUAACGGCAAAAAAGGAGAAUCUUUUUCGUCGAAUUCAAGGUAUCUACGAUGCAAGCAAUAAUAUUGCAACUUCAGAAAAUCUUCCUUUAUCUAAACUUGAUCCCGAAACAUCACGUUUGUUCGAAAAUUAUAAAAGAAAAGAUUCUAUCCCAAAUUACGAAGAUAUUAUUGAGGUUACAAUACCGCAAACUGGACCUAUUGCCGUUGAGUCAAAAUCACCGCCGAAAGAAAACCAUAGUUUAGAAAGUAUUUCGCCCUCGCAUAGUUUGUGCUCAACGACAUCGUGUAAUAGUCCUCAACAAAACUCAACAGUGCUCUUAGCUACCGCUAUUGUUUAUAUUCAAGAUUGUAAUGGAGAAAAGCAACAAGCUCGUUUUAUUUUGGAUAGUGCAUCUCAAGCUCAUUUAUUAACCGCAAAUUGUCGCAAACGCCUUGGACUACCAAUGUCCAAAGUUUACAAUUCAAUUAGUGGAAUCGGAUCAAAUUCCAACCCAGCCCAUGGACAAUCGAACUUAACAUUUUUCUCGCGAUAUGAUCCCUUAAAAUCAUACAAUAUAAAUGUCUUAGUAGUCAACAAAAUAACGAAUCAAUUACCAACGUCACCAAUAAACACGGAAUCCAUGUCCUGUUUUAAGAAUUUACCCCUUGCAGAUGAAAAAUACCAUCAACCGGGUCCUAUAGACGGAAUAAUUGGUGCUCAAUUAUUCCCGCAUUUGUUUUACACUGGUAGAGUAACCACCUCCAAAUCAUCACCUAUUGCAGUUGAGAGUAGCUUAGGCUAUGUGGUUAUGGGUUGCGCACCUCUUUUGUCUUCAACCGAUCAAACUCAGAUCUUUUGCACUACAAUGGAUGAACCACCCAUAGAAAAUAUUUUAAAACGUUUUUGGGAAUUAGAAGAGGUCUCAGUAUCUGUGGCAAUGGACCCUGAAGAUGAAUAUUGCGAAAAUUUAUUCGUUUCAACGGUUGAUAGAGAUCCUACUGGGAGAUAUAUUGUAUCAUUGCCCUUUAAAAAUCACCCUUCAAAUUUAGGUGAUUCAUAUUCAUUUGCCUAUAAACGAUAUCUUUCAUUGGAACGGAGACUAAAGGCUUCUCCAGAGUUAAAACUUGAAUACGACAAAAUUAUUCAAGAUUAUCUAAAUCAAGGUCACAUGAGUAUAGUCGAAGAAAACGAUUCCGACUCAACGACCUAUUAUAUACCUCAUCAUCCCAUAUUCAAAGCUAGUUCAUCAACACCAGUUCGCGCAGUUUUCGAUGCCAGUAUGAAAAGUACUUCUUCAUUAUCUUUAAAUGACAUUUUAUAUGCGGGACCAAAAUUGCAGAUAGAUAUUCGCACUAUAUUAUUGAAUUUUCGCUUAUUUUCCAUUGCCAUGUGUGCAGACAUACGACAAAUGUACAGACAAAUUAUUGUUGCUGAAUCGCAUAGACGUUAUCAAAGACUACUAUGGCGUUUCUCACCUGAGAGACUAGUUACAAAACUUCAAUUGAACACAGUUUCAUUUGGAAUCAAAUCAUCUCCUUAUUUGGCUCUAAGAGUUGUCCAACAAUUGGCUAAAGAUGAAUCCAAAACAUAUCCGAAUGCUGCACAAGUUGUUUUAAGAGAUCUAUACAUAGACGACCUUGUCUCUAGUGUCGAUAGUAUUGAUGAUGCCAAAUUGUUGUAUGAGGAAUCGGUGGGUUUGUUUAAAUCAGGAGGAUUUGAAUUGGUCAAGUGGUCCUCUAAUAGUAAACAACUUCUCGACAUUAUUCCACCGGAAAUUCAUCUUGUUGACCUGCUACAAUUUGAAAGUGAUACAUUGAAGGUGCUUGGCCUUCAAUGGAACCCGCAUGCAGAUAUUUUAUCAUUUCAGGUUAACUCAACUAGACAAACCUGUUCAAAACGCAUAAUUUUAUCCACCAUUGCACGCUGUUAUGAUCCUUUAGGUCUUUUAUCUCCCGUUAUUCUUUACGCUAAAUUAAUUAUUAAAGAUUUAUGGAGUCUUGCACUUCAAUGGGAUGAUACGCCACCGCCUAACAUAUUAAAAAAAUGGUUAUUAUUCAUUGAUGAACUAUCGUUGUUGAAUAAUUUUCAAGUUCCGCGACAUGUGUCUGUUUUCAAAAAUAGUCCCACAAUUUUAGUAGCUUUCGCUGAUGCCAGUGAAAAGGCCUAUGGAGGAGUAGUUUACCUCCAAACCUUAACUCCAAACAAACAAAUCAAAGUCACAUUGCUGUGUUCUAAAUCGAAAGUCUCGCCAACAAAAACAAUUUCUAUUCCCAGAUUAGAAUUAUGCGCCGCACAUUUAGUUUCAAAAUUAGUUCAUUUUGUAUUAGAUACAUAUGGAUCCCGGAUUCCUAUAAUCGACCUACUUGCAUUUUCUGAUAGCACCGUAGUUUUAAGUUGGCUAAAUUCUUCUCCUUCAAGAUGGGCGACAUUUGUGGCAAAUCGCGUUACAAAGGUCACGCAGUUGGUUUCCAAAGAAAAUUGGUUCCAUAUUGAUAGCCAAUCUAACCCCGCUGAUUGCAUUUCACGUGGUUUAACUCCUUCCGAAUUAUUAGAACACCCGCUCUGGUUAACUGGGCCAUCUUGGUUAUCUAAUUACAGAAAUCAAUGGCCUAUUCAACCAUUUGAUAGUGGUGUAAGUUCGACCACUAUUGAACAAAAGUUAAUAGCGCUUCCGCUCGUUGAUAAAGGAGCAAAUUCACUAUAUCUAUUAGUGACCCGAAUUUCAACAUGGUGGAAACUAAUUCGGGCUACUAUAUACGUAUUGCGAUUUCUUCGUAUUUUACCGCGACAAAAUUAUAUACUCGCUGAACAAUUGGAAAAGGCUGAGCUAACAAUGAUUAGAGUAGUACAAAGGAACCUUAUGGUUUAG